Molecule: messenger RNA, 348 nt
Organism: Rangifer tarandus platyrhynchus (Svalbard reindeer)
Lineage: Eukaryota; Metazoa; Chordata; Mammalia; Artiodactyla; Cervidae
Source: the annotation of a GenBank genome assembly
AUGGCUGCCUUCCCGCCCGACCACCCGCCCCCUCCCCCGGCUGGCUUCUCCCGGAAGAACGUCCUUCAUGUGUCCUGCUGCCUCGCGCCCUUGGCCACAGAAGGCCGGCCUUUCCCAGCGCCCAGCCUGGGCCUUGCGUCUCCACGUACAGGCCCUGCCCUGGCGGCCUCAGCUGCACUCAGAUUGGAUGUCCGUCCGGCCGGGGAUCUGACCAGUGCUGCUCCCGCGACCACCCCCACCGGGACCUGUGCCCCGCUGCCCGCGGCCUUCAGCCCGUUCCCCACCUGGCCUCUCUCCUGGGUCACCGCCACCCCUGGGCACCGUCCCUUUCCAGGCAGGUCUCUGUGA